AGCAGCGAUAAGUUUGAUAGGAUUCUGCGAGCUCUGAGAACUCGUCAUGUGCAAAAAGCCAAGGCUAAUUACAACGUGAAGGCUUAGAGUACUAGGCGCAUUUAGGACGGAAACCGCCCGCGGGCUUACACAAGGGACACCACGGCAUGACCCGUCAUCUACAGCAAAGCCCCUACAGCGAAUAAUCACGCGCCAAAUGCCUUGAUUGACAGGUAAUCGUCAGCGCGCUCGAAUGGUAUUCCGGGGCAAGCGAUUGCCUAGCACUUAGUGUGUGAACGUGAAUCUGGGCGCUUUUGAUGACAACGAAAACAACCUUUUAAGAUGCUACUGAUAUAUAGAGAUGGCUAUUUAGCGAGCACGACAGAAUCGAGAGAGCGCCGACAGUUCGGGAUGUAUAGUAGCGGGUCGCCAAGCAGUCAAUGGGGUCGUCAGUCGGUACUCCUGUACGAACGGCCAGGGUUUGCAGAGCCAAGAGAGAGGGGUGUUUACCGUACGGCGGACGAGGCAGCUCGGUUCGGGGGAGCUUUCUCUAUCAGGUCGAUCUUAUCGCACAACAGAUCCCCGCAAACCACAAGUACUAGUGAGUGCUUCCGGGUAGUGCCUCCGUCCUGCGCGUUCCCUGGCCAGGCAGUUUGCUGUGAGGAGAGAGGUGGAAAUCCCCGUAUCUCGGCUACUAGUGACAUAGACAAGGCAUUGAUGCACUGCGACAUGGUGACGGCGAGGUCUAAAGUGGAACCGACGAAAAGCCAAGAAAGCUUGUCAGAGAGAACGCGUCAGAAGAAAACCAGUAAGCGCUGCAGAACGAUCUUCGCGCCGUACCAGCUACAAAGACUGGAGAAAGCGUUUGAGAGGCAGCAGUACGUUGCAAGGGAGGAGCGGCGUCAGCUCGCAACAGGACUGAACCUGACCGAGACACAGGUCAAGGUGUGGUUCCAGAACCGCAGAAUUCGCUUCCGCAAGCACCGCCUAAAAACCGCAAACGCGUUGUGAAGCCACAAGCAAAUAUCCCGUGUACUUAGAGCAGUGUAUAGCAGGCAUCGCCUGAAGAUUGCAAACGUCGUGUGAAACCACAAGCAAAUCCCCCGUGUACUUAGAGCAGUGUAUAGCAGGCAUCGCCUGGAGACCGCAAACGAGCUGUGAAACCACAAGCAAAUCCCCCGUGUACUUAUAGCAGUAUAUAGCAGGCAUCGCCUGAAGACCGCAAACGCGCUGUGAAACCACAAGCAAAUCUCCCGUGUACUUAUAGCAGCGUAUAGCAUGCAUCGCCUAAAGACCGCUAACAAGCUGUGAAACCACAAGCAAAUCCCCCGUGUACUUAUAGCAGUGUAUAGCAGGCAUCGCCUGAAGACCGCAAACGUCCUGUGAAACCACAAGCAAAUAUCCCGUGUACUUAGAGCAGUGUAUAGCAGGCAUCGCCUGAAGACCGCUAACAAGCUGUGAAACCACAAGCAAAUCUCCCGUGUACUUACAGCAGUGUAUAGCAGGCAUCGCUUGGAUACCGCUAACGAGCCGCAAAACGCGAUGUGAAACCACAAGCUUAAAAGAUGUAGAGCUAAUAGUAGCAAGGAGGAAAUUACUGACCUAUUGAGAACUACUUUGUAGACAGUGUAUGUAUAAUCGACAAAAAACGGUUGUUUCCAAAAUAUUUUAACUAUUUACGGUCGCCACAAAACUUUACUUACAAUAACCUGCCACUCUGCCCUGAAGCAAGUCCAUUCAGGUGUUUUCACUCGGGCACCCUGUGGUUGGAGUUCGGGUUCUUAGCACCAAGCCACACACAGGAACCCGAAAAGGUUGGGAGGUUGAAAAUGGGAAAUGGGAGGUAAGGAGCUUCCGAGGUAAUAAACUUUGUAAUAAAUUUGGUAAACAAUCUGUUUGAACAGACACGAAUCCGCA
Nematostella vectensis (starlet sea anemone) is the source of this 1896-nucleotide messenger RNA. Its product is annotated as homeobox protein DLX-1. Gene Ontology annotation, biological process: neuron differentiation; regulation of DNA-templated transcription; central nervous system development. The record is from RefSeq and is a predicted model, not a curated record. The transcript has 2 exons. Lineage: Eukaryota; Metazoa; Cnidaria; Anthozoa; Actiniaria; Edwardsiidae. Bases 322 to 990 code for a protein of 222 amino acids. Gene Ontology annotation, molecular function: DNA-binding transcription factor activity, RNA polymerase II-specific; DNA binding.